Condylura cristata (star-nosed mole) is the source of this 3049-nucleotide messenger RNA. RefSeq names its product toll-like receptor 1. The coding region runs from base 89 to 2485 and encodes 798 amino acids. The record is from RefSeq and is a predicted model, not a curated record. Lineage: Eukaryota; Metazoa; Chordata; Mammalia; Eulipotyphla; Talpidae. The transcript has 2 exons. Gene Ontology annotation, molecular function: lipopeptide binding; Toll-like receptor 2 binding; transmembrane signaling receptor activity. Gene Ontology annotation, cellular component: membrane; Toll-like receptor 1-Toll-like receptor 2 protein complex. Gene Ontology annotation, biological process: immune response; cellular response to triacyl bacterial lipopeptide; toll-like receptor signaling pathway.
GUCAGAUGGGAAGGUUGUCUCGGAUUUGUGCCUGUAUCAAAUACUCUGAAGAAUGGCAAUGUCCUUGAGCAAUGUCUAACGCUACAAAAUGACUACCCGCAAUCCCAAUCCUAGCAUCUUCCAUUUUGUCAUCAUCUUCCUGUUGAUAUUUGAGAUAAGAAUGCUAUUGUCUGAUGAAAGUGAGUUUUUAGUUAAUAGAUCAGACAUGGGCCUCCUCCAUGUUCCCAAAGAACUAUCCCUCAAAACAACUAUCUUAGAUAUAUCACAAAACGCUAUAUCUGAGAUUCGAACUUCUGACAUCCGCUCAUUAUCAAAACUGAAGAUUUUGAUGAUUUCUCAUAAUAGAAUCCAGCAUCUUGAUAUGAGUGUUUUCAAAUUCAACCAGGAAUUGGAAUAUUUGGAUUUGUCUCACAACAGGUUGGGGGAGAUUUCUUGCCACCCGACUGUGAACCUCAAACACUUCGACCUGUCAUUUAAUGCAUUCCAUGUCCUACCCAUAUGCACAGACUUUGGCAACAUGUCUCAGCUAGAAUUUCUGGGGUUGAGCGCCUCACAGCUACAAAGGUCCAGAAUGCUUCCCAUUGCUCAUUUACACCUCAGGAAGGUUUUACUGGUCUUAGGAAAUGCGUAUGGAGAAGAGGAAGACCCUGCGAGCCUCCAGACCCUUAACACCGAGAGUCUGCAUGUUGUCUUCCCCGCACGAAAAGAAUUCCAUUUCAACUUGGAUGUGUCCGUCAGCAGCAUGGGAAGUCUGGAACUGUCCAAUAUCAAGUGUGUGUUGGAUGAUGAUAGAUGUUCUUAUUUCCCAAAUGUUUUGCAGAAACUUCAAAGGAAUCCCAAGUUAUCAAAUCUUCUUGUAAACAAUGUUGAAACAACCUGGAAUGCUUUCAUUAGGAUUCUCCAGCUGGUCUGGCAGACAAACACUCAGUAUUUCUCAAUAAAAAAUGUGAAACUGCAGGGUUACCUUAGCAUAAGAAAUUUUAAUUAUUCUGGCACUUCACUGAAGGCUUUGUCUAUAUGCCACGUUGUCAGUGAGACGGCCACACUGCCACAGGACUUGAUCUACACAAUCUUCUCAAAUAUGAAUAUCCAGAACUUCACAGUGUCAAACACACAUAUGAUCCAUAUGCUCUGCCCAUCCCAAAGUAGCCCAUUUCUGCACUUGGAUUUUUCCAAUAAUCUCUUAACAGACAUGAUUUUUAAAGAUUGUAAAAACCUGAAAAAGUUGGAGACACUUAACUUACAAAUGAACAAACUACAGGAUCUUGUGAAUAUAAUUCACAGCACCAAGGAGAUGAAGUCUCUACAACAAUUGGAUAUUAGCCAGAAUUCUCUAAAGUAUGACGAAAACAAAGGAAAUUGUUACUGGACUGAAAGUUUACUCAUGUUAAAUAUGUCGUCGAACCUACUGACUGACGCUGUUUUCAGAUGUUUACCUCCCAAUGUGAAGGUCCUUGAUCUUCACAGCAACAGAAUAAGGAGCAUCCCAGAGGAUGUCAACCAUCUGGAAGCUUUGCAAGAACUCAACGUGGCUUUCAAUUUUUUAACCCAGCUCCCUGGGUGUGGCGCCCUGGACAGCCUUUCUGUCCUGAUCGUUGACUAUAACUCCAUCUCCAGCCCACCUGCCGAUUUCUUCCAGAGCUGCCAGAAGAUGAGGUCCUUCAGAGCAGGGAACAACCCGUUCCAGUGCACGUGUGAGCUAAGAGGAUUUAUCCACAGUGUAGGCCAGGUACCAAGUGAAGUGGUGGAGGGCUGGCCUGGUUCCUACGUGUGCGACUAUCCAGACAGCGCCAAGGGCACCCCACUGAAGGACUUCCACGUGUCUCCUCUGUCCUGCAACACAGCUCUGCUGACUGUCACCAUUGUGGCCACCGUGCUGGUGGUGGCCAUCUCUGUGACCGUCCUCUGUGUCUACUUGGACGGGCCCUGGUACCUCAGGAUGGUGUGCCAGUGGACCCAGACCCGACACAGGGCUAGGCACGUACCCUUAGAGGACCUCCAGAGAACUCUCCAAUUCCACGCUUUUGUUUCAUACAGUGAUCAUGACUCUGCCUGGGUGAAGAGUGAAUUACUGCCAAAUCUAGAAAAAGAAGAUAUACGGGUUUGUGUACACGAGAGGAACUUUGUUCCUGGCAAGAGCAUUGUGGAGAACAUCAUCAACUGCAUCGAGAAAAGUUACAAGUCCAUCUUUGUUUUGUCUCCCAACUUUGUCCAGAGUGAGUGGUGCCACUAUGAGCUCUACUUUGCCCAUCACAAUCUCUUCCAUGAAGGAUCUAACAACUUAAUCCUGAUCUUGCUGGAUCCCAUUCCACAGUAUUCCAUUCCAAGCAGCUACUACAAGCUCAAAGCUCUCAUGGCACGGAGAACCUACUUGGAAUGGCCCAAGGAGAAGAGCAAACACGGACUUUUUUGGAUUAACAUAAGAGCGGCUGUUAAUAUUAAGUUGAUGGAACAAGCACAAGAAGUAAAUCAUACAGAAACCUAAAAAUAUUCUUCUGCCUACUGUUGCUGUUCUUGGAAAUUCCAACAAUGACUUUACUUUUCAUUAACAUGAAACUAAACACAACUUUAAAUUCCUGAUGCAGACAAAAUGUGGGCACUUUCAUGUUCUAGUUCACCAGUUAUAUGUGGUAAAAAAUGAGUGCACUGAUAUCAUUUUGAUUUAAAUGGUUCAUUUCUAACACAAGAGGGAUUCACUUAAUCUUUUGCUGGGAUAGAUUCAUUAAAUUGAUGUUGUAAUCAAAAGAUGCCGCUCUUCCAACAACUUCUGUGGUCUCUGUUCAUGUGCGCCAAGGACAAUGUUAAACAAGUCCACUCCUUUACACUUCCGCCAGGUUUCCAUGGCGACCUUCUGUAGCUCUGUGCCCUUACUCAUUUCUACUCCACCUUCACUUUGGCAAGUUGAAAGCCGCUUACUGGUAAUACGGGAGCCUCUUUGUCUGAAACAAUUUCUUCCUGGUCAUGAAAACCCAUUUUUGGUUCCAAGAAGUGCUAGGUGUUGCCCAUACAAACAAUAUUUCACCGAUUUUGGUAAGAAAAUUGGUAGAUA